Molecule: messenger RNA, 5172 nt
Organism: Fusarium coffeatum
Lineage: Eukaryota; Fungi; Ascomycota; Sordariomycetes; Hypocreales; Nectriaceae
Exons: 5
Coding region: 1-5172 (1723 amino acids)
Biological process (GO): chromatin remodeling
Cellular component (GO): nucleus
Molecular function (GO): histone demethylase activity; DNA binding
Source: RefSeq, a predicted model, not a curated record
AUGGUUUCAGUACCAAAUGCCGGCGCCGCCCCUACAGGCACACACAGCACAGCUGGAAGUACGCGAAGCUCACCCAGUGCCACGCCCGCCGGCACAUCGUCAAAACCGAAGCCAAAGGUCAACUCCAACGGAUACCACCCGAAUAAUCCACAGACACCUCUCAGUUCGCUCUCGAGUACUGCUUUGGAUCUGACAUCAGUUGAACGUCGUGGACAACCCACAGCAGUAAGGGAAAAGACAAAGGAGAGCCGACCACACGGUCUCCAAGAGGCACCCACGUAUCGACCUACAGAAGAAGAAUGGAAGGAUCCUUUUGAGUACCUCCGAAAAAUCACACCAGAGGCAAAGGACUUUGGUAUCUGCAAGAUUAUUCCUCCCGAUUCUUGGAACCCAGAGUUUGCAAUCGAUACCGAGAAAUUUCAUUUUAGGACCCGAAAACAAGAGUUGAACUCUGUGGAAGGGAGUACACGUGCCAAUCUCACUUAUCUCGACGGGCUCUCAAAAUUCCAUAAACAACAUGGCACCAAUCUUCAUCGGUUGCCAUAUGUUGACAAGAAACCACUUGAUCUUUACAGACUUAAGAAAGCCGUUGAAUCUAGGGGCGGCUUUGAAAAGGUUUGUAAACACAAGAAAUGGGCUGAAAUCGGACGCGAUUUGGGAUACAGUGGCAAGAUCAUGUCAUCUUUGUCGACAUCUCUAAAAAAUUCCUACCAGCGAUGGCUUUGCCCGUAUGAGGAGUACCUCCGACUCGCGAAGCCUGGUGUUCAUCAACAGCUGGAGCAGGAAUAUGGUGGACCAUUGACCCCAAGUCCUGGACAGACCCCGGUCAGACGAUCCAAUGUCAAUACACCUAUUAGUGUUCGAGGCGAUUCACCAGCGCGCAAUGCCUCCGAUGCUUUGCAGGCGACUAUUGUAGGAGUCAAGACAGAACGCGACACUCCUAUGGACGAUGCACCGCCUCUGGCACAAGCGCCUACGUCUGGGGGAUUUACUGCGGUCAACUCUGGAUUCACAGCUGUGAAUUCCGGCUCCAAUGGUGCCAAGCGCAGCGCAACUAGUGAGCCCACAAGCUUCACCCCCGAUCCUAAGCGAUUCGACAGUCCUACUUCCUCAGCAAAGAAUACACCAGAUAUCCGAGGAUCAAGCCUGAAGCCUACAGCAUUGAAGCGUCAGCUUAGUGGUGAAGAGUCUUCUGAUUCAGGCAGAAAGGACAUUGACAUGGAUGAUUCUGAGGCGGCCAGCAGCCGUCGUAGCAAGCGACUCAAGAAAGAUGCUGUCCCCACUGUGGCUGGAUCGCACAUGACGCCAUUCCGUCCUUCGGUGCCAAGAAUACCACGAGAGGAACCACCACCACCAGGCGAGAAAUGCGAAACUUGUGGAAGAAGCGACAAUCCUCUUCUACUUUGCGAGUCUUGCGAUCAUGCCUAUCAUCCAGGAUGUCUCGACCCUCCAUUGAAGCGUGAGCCCGACAGCGAAUGGAAUUGCGCACGAUGUUUGGUUGGAGAUGGCCAGUUCGGUUUCGAGGAGGGUGGUCUGUACUCACUCAAGCAGUUCCAACAAAAGGCCAACGACUUCAAGCAGGGUUAUUUUGAGAAGAAGAUGCCUUUUGAUCAUGAGCUCAAUUGCCAUCGACCUGUUACCGAAGAAGACGUUGAGACGGAGUUUUGGCGACUGGUUGCUGACCUUGAGGAGACUGUCGAGGUCGAAUACGGAGCCGAUAUCCAUUGCACAACUCAUGGUUCGGGAUUUCCGACUGCAGAGAGGGAUCCAAGCAACCCAUAUGCGACAGACCCUUGGAACCUCAAUGUUCUUCCAUUCCAUGGAGAGAGUUUGUUCAAGCAUAUUAAAUCCGACAUCUCGGGCAUGACAGUUCCUUGGGUUUAUGUGGGUAUGAUCUUUUCGACCUUCUGUUGGCACAACGAGGACCACUACGCUUACUCCGCCAAUUACCAACAUCUUGGCGCUACCAAGACAUGGUAUGGUAUACCGGGCGAAGAUGCUGAAAAGUUCGAAAAUGCGAUGAAGGAAGCUGUACCUGAACUCUUCGAGACACAGCCAGAUCUCCUCUUCCAGUUGGUCACACUGUUGACCCCUGAGCAAUUGAAGAAAGCAGGUGUUCGCGUGUACGCCCUCGACCAAAGAGCAGGUCAGCUCGUCAUUACUUUCCCGCAAGCCUACCAUGCUGGAUUCAACCAUGGCUUCAACUGCAACGAAGCCGUCAAUUUUGCACCCGAAGAAUGGGAGCCUUAUGGUCUUGCUGGUGUGGAACGACUGCAACUAUUCCGAAGACAGCCAUGCUUCUCUCACGAUGAACUCCUGUGGACCGCCGCAGAAAGCACAGCAAGCACUCUCACCAUUCAAACUGCGAAAUGGCUGGCACCCGCCCUCGACCGCAUUCACAAACGAGAACUUGAGCAACGAGCAGAUUUCCUCGCCAAGCAUGUUGAAGCGGCGGUCCAUCGAUGCGAAGGCAUAGGAGGCGACGAGUCUUGCUCGUUAAAGUUCAAGACCGAGAAUGAGGAUCUUCUAGAUGAGGAUGAACAGUGCUGCUCUUACUGCAAGGCCUUUUCAUAUCUGUCUCGCUUCAAGUGUCUACAGUCGGGCAAGGUUCUUUGCCUACUUCAUGCUGGAUACCAUCCGUGCUGUGAGAUUACCGAACAGGAGCGAUUCAAGGGUGCUGAACAUAUUCUUUAUUUCCGCAAGGAAAAGAAAGACAUGGAAGAGAUCCACCAAAAGGUCUUGGAAAAAGCGCAGACCCCCGACCUAUGGGAACAAAAGUAUGAGAAGCUAUUGGAUGAAGAGCCAAAACCAUCUCUCAAAUCGUUACGUGCGCUGCUUCAUGAGGGUGAGCGUAUUCCCCACGAUCUACCUUCACUGUCAGUCCUGCAAGAUUUUGUCAAUCGGUGCAAUGAUUGGGUUGAAGAGGCCACGAAUUAUAUCGUCCGAAAGCAGCAGAAUCGACGUAAGAACGAGAAAGCUUGGCAAUCGGGCAUGCGAAAGUCCAUUGGCAAUGCAGAACAUGAUCAAAAGGAGAGAGAGUCUAGAAACGUCAGCAACAUCUAUCGACUUUUGGAAGAUGCUGAACGUAUUGGUUUUGACUGUCCAGAAAUACUUCAGCUUCAAGAACGCGCCGAGGCUAUCAAGCAGUUCCAGAACAACGCAAUCCAGACUCUUAAGAACACGGCUACUUUGUCAACGGACCGAAUCGAAGAGCUUCUUGAGGAAGGCCGCAGCUUCAACGUGGAUACCCCUGAAGUUGAUCAGUUGUCCAAAGUAUUGGAACAAUCGCGCUGGAACGAACGAGCUCGUAGCAAUCGAGGAGUUUACAUGACUUUGAAGGAGGUCUCGGAUCUUAUUGAGGAGGGUAGUCGACUCGAGAUUCCUCCCUACAACGACCACUUGACUCACUACCGUGAACAAAUGAACUCCGGUCAGCAAUGGGAGCAAAAGGCCAAGGAGCUUAUCGCUGCAGACUUUGUUCAUUACCCACAGCUCGAAUCUCUGUCGGCGCAAGUACAGCUGAACGCGCUUCCCGUUUCACAAGAAACGUUGGCUGCUGUCGACCAAAUUCUCUACAAACAACGUGAAGCGCACCGCCAAAUAGUCGACCUGACUACGCGAUGUCACGAUCCCGAUUUCCGUAAAAGACCCAAAUACAACGAGGUCGUGGAUAUUCAGAAGAAGCUGGAGGAGCUCAAUUCGAAACCCAACGGCACUCUUGAUCUCGAAAACGAACGAAAACGCCACGAAGACUGGAUGCGCAGAGGAAAGAAGUUGUUUGGCAAGUCUAACGCGCCACUACACAUUCUCAAGAGUCAUCUGGAGUAUGUCUUGGAACGCAACAUCGACUGUUUUGACAUAGAGCACGACACGCCCAGAAUGCCUGGAGAGCCUGUUUCGAGAGAAGUCAGCCCUGAACCAGGGGCGAACAAGUGGGAUGACAGUCGAUCCAGACAAGUCUUUUGCAUCUGCAGAAAGAUUGAGGCUGGAAUGAUGAUUGAAUGCGAGAGAUGUCACGAAUGGUAUCAUUACAAGUGCCUCAAGAUUGCUCGAGGCAAGGUCAAGGAAGACGAAAACUACACAUGCCCAAUUUGUGACUGGCGCAUGAAGAUCCCUCGAGAUGCAUCGCGACCGAAAUUGGAGGAUCUGGUACUUCUUGCAGAGGAUAUGAAACAACUGCCUUUCCAACCAGAGGAGGAAGAAGUGUUGAUGAAGAUCAUCGAGAAUGCGGAAAACUUCCGACAACAUAUUGCACGGUAUUGCAGCCCACUACUAUCGACGGAAGCUGAAGUAGAGACACAACGAUUCUACCUACGCAAGAUUGAAGGCGCCGAAGUACUGUUGGCAUACGAAACCAACUACUUCCGUCAAGAGCUUCACAAAUAUUCCCCUGUCGCUCCAGAUCCACCACCAAUCCAAGAAAACUCCAAGAGUACACGAAAGCCUCGACCGACAAAGCUCGAAAAGAUGCUUGCCGAGUAUGGUGUCGAUAACCCCGAUGACCUGCCAGAGCACGUCAAAGGCAAAGCCAACAGCUUACGCCGUAAAGCAGCGAAUGCAGAAGCUGCAGCGGCGGCCGCAGCAGCCAACGCUUCAUCGGGUACAUUUCCACCACCACCCGCAGCUGGAGGUUUUGGGGGAGCACCAUACUACUCGCGACCUGAGCGAAGCCCCAGCACGACUGGACAUGCUGAACGUCGAGAGUCGCAUUCUUCCGGUCAUACCAGGGACAACUCCAUCAACCUCGAUAACGGCUUGCAUCCUGGGCCACUAGGAGUUGGUGGACCGCAGUUGGCUGCGGAUGUUUCCUCAAUAUCUUUGGAAGAUAGACUUCUUCAAGGCCAAGACGAUGUCAUCAACUUCCAUGGUGACGCAGAAAAGAGUAAGGCUCUAGAGAUCUUGUCAAGAACUGAGCUCGGCCGAAAGCAAGCCGAAAGACUAUGGGGUCCCAAUGUUUGGGGUCGUGGCUCCAUCGACAACAGACGCUUGUCUAACCCAAUGGAUGAGGAUAUGAUGAGACAAGAUGAAGGCAACGUGGAUCAGAUGUUCAAGGAGAUGACAAACCAAGACGAAGAUGAUGACAAGAGGAAUGAUACAGGGGACGUUAGGAUGACUACAGCAUCAUUGGAGAAGGAGAGAAAUGGCAUGGAUGCUCUACUCGAUGGGGAGUGA